UCGCCGCUGCGGAGCCGGAGGCGCUGGAGUGGGGGACGGAGCCGGGAGUGGGACAGGGGCUGCACUGGCUGCGGCAGAGAGCGGGGUGUUGUUGUAUCGCAGAAAGCGACUCCCGGAACAUCUCGGCCUGUAUGAACUCUUGAGCUGGCAAGGGAUUUGAGAGGCUUAUGAGGAGGUUCUGUCAGGCAAAAGCAGUGCCUAGCAAAGAUACCGCGGAAGGGGGAGGGGGAGCAGAGCUGAGACUCUAGCAAACCAUGAGAUCUAUCCGAUCUUUUGCUAAUGAUGACCGCCAUGUUAUGGUGAAACAUUCAACCAUUUAUCCAUCUCCAGAGGAACUUGAAGCUGUCCAGAACAUGGUGUCAACAGUCGAAUGUGCCCUUAAACAUGUCUCCGAUUGGAUGGAUGAAAUGAACAAGUCUGUGAAAGUCGAGGGAGACGGGGAAGCAAAAGAGGAAGCUGCAGAAAGUAAUGCCAAGGAUCAAGGUGGUCGGACCUUAUGUGGUGUGAUGAGAAUUGGUUUGGUUGCAAAGGGCUUGCUGAUAAAGGAUGACAUGGAUUUGGAGCUGGUUCUCAUGUGCAAAGAAAAACCCACAAAGGCCUUGUUAUAUACAGUCAAAGACAAUCUCCCAAUCCAAAUUCAGAAACUUACAGAAGAGAAGUACCACGUGGAGCAAUGUGUGAAUGAGGCAGCUAUUAUUAUUCAUAACACAAAGGAGCCCACCCUAACACUGAAGGUGAUACUUACAUCUCCUCUCAUUCGUGAGGAAACGGAGAAGGACGGAGUAGAUAAUGUUGCGAUGAAAGAUCCUCCGGACUUAUUGGACAGGCAGAAAUGCCUGGAGGCCUUGGCCUCUCUGCGGCACGCCAAAUGGUUUCAGGCCAGGGCAAAUGGACUAAAAUCAUGUGUAAUUGUUCUACGUAUUCUGCGUGAUUUGUGCAACAGAGUCCCCACAUGGGCACCGCUAAAAGGAUGGCCACUAGAGCUUAUAUGUGAAAAAUCUAUAGGUACUUGUAAUAGACCUUUGGGCGCUGGGGAGGCCUUAAGACGAGUGAUGGAGUGUUUGGCAUCUGGAAUUCUGCUUCCUGGGGGCCCUGGCCUGCAUGAUCCCUGUGAGCGGGAGCCAACAGACGCUUUGUCCUAUAUGACAGUGCAGCAAAAAGAAGCCAUUACACACAGUGCUCAGCACGCGCUCAGGCUAUCAGCCUUUGGUCAGAUCUAUAAGGUGCUCGAAAUGGAUCCUCUCCCAUCAAAUAAAUCCUUUCAAAAAUAUUCCUGGUCAGUUACUGACAAAGAAGGUGCAGGCUCCUCUGCUCUGAAACGGCCAUUUGAGGAUGGAUUAGGGGAUGAUAAAGAUCCAAAUAAAAAGAUGAAGCGCAACUUGAGGAAAAUCCUAGACAGUAAAGCAAUCGAUCUCAUGAAUGCUCUGAUGAGACUGAACCAAAUCAGGCCAGGGCUUCAGUAUAAGCUUCUUUCGCAGUCGGGUCCAGUCCAUGCCCCAGUCUUCACAAUGUCUGUAGAUGUUGAUGGUACGACCUAUGAAGCAUCAGGACCUUCUAAGAAAACGGCCAAGCUCCAUGUGGCUGUGAAGGUAUUACAAGCAAUGGGCUACCCAACUGGCUUUGAUGCAGACAUUGACUGCAUGAGCUCUGAUGAAAAAUCAGAUACCGAAGGCAAAAACGAGACUGUCUCUUCAAACUCAAGCAAUAAUACUGGAAAUUCUACAAUUGACACCUCCUCUACCUUAGAGGUGAGAACUCAGGGCCCUAUCCUCACAGCAAGUGGCAAAAACCCAGUGAUGGAGCUAAAUGAAAAAAGAAGAGGUCUUAAGUAUGAGCUCAUCUCUGAGACAGGUGGGAGCCAUGAUAAGCGCUUUGUAAUGGAGGUAGAAGUAGAUGGGCAGAAGUUCAGAGGCGCAGGUCCAAAUAAGAAGGUGGCAAAAGCGAGCGCUGCUUUAGCAGCACUUGAGAAACUGUUUUCUGGGCCUAAUGCAACCAACAAUAAGAAAAAAAAGAUUCUCCCUCAGACUAAAGGAAUUGUAAAUACAGCUGUGUCUGCAGCAGUCCAGGCUGCUCGAGGCAGAGGACGAGGCGCUUUAGCACGAGGGGCAUUUGUUGGGGCAGCUGCUGCUACCGGAUACAUAGCACCAGGCUAUGGGGCACCUUAUGGGUACAGCCCAGCUGCGCCAGCCUACGGUGGUUUUUUCAUUGACAGUCCCUAUUGCCAGCCUCUCAGCAUCGCACCUCUUAUUGUUCACUUGGGCCCUCAAGAUUUCUUCUCUGACUUCUAGAACCAUCAGGUUGUGUGGCUCGAAAUGUUUAUUUAUAGAUGUCUUAAAAACAAGAACAAAUGUGACUCGUUUUGAGGGGGUCUCAGCUUCAAAUAUGGACUCUAAGCUUUUCCUUUUUGAAAAGAUUUUUUCCCUGAACUCAGAUCCUUUUUAAUAAAAGCAGUACUUAUUCCAAGCCACAGUCCUUCCUUGGGAUGCGUAGCAAUAGAUGUGCAUACAUGUCUCUUGGAUAUUUCUUCACGCAGAAAGAAGAGACCAAUGUAUAAAACUUGGACUUAAUUAAAAAUUGGUGGGGCUCCCAAUUUAAUCAGUUAACUCUGUUUAGCUUUCACCACUUAAAUCAGAAUUUUAACUGAACAAUUGUGCUCAAGUCUUUAGUAUCCAAGUUCAACUAGAAACUGUCACUAAGGCUUACAGUGGCUAUUCUUGAAUCCAGAGCUGCUACAUGAAAGGCAGCAAACACUCCACCUUUUCUCCCAAGUAUAACUGAACGAAUGUGUCUCAACCAUACCUCACAAUAAUAUGGUGAAAUGGUGGAAGGAUUAGGUCACUUCACUUCUGAAAUGGAUUCCCCCCCCAAAAAAAUCUUCAUAAAAUAACCAACAUUCUAGAAUUUGGCAAUUUUCAGAAAAAAUUCGGUGUUCUAAGUUAAUUUUUUUGUUUUGUUUUUCGUUAAACUGUAUGGGGUGUUGAAUCAAUUAUCAGGAUUAUUAACUGAAGUCAGAGAUUCCUCUGUAUGAAAGUCUUCAUUUAAAUAGUGUUGGAACCGCUAUAUAUUGCAGGAUAAGACUUUUAAGCAGUAUUCAGCAGGUUAAUAUUUUAUUCUCAUUCUCUCCGGACCUUCGUAGCCAUAUGCACUUUAUAAAAUAGGCUGAAAUGUAAUGACUGUAAGCGGAGAUCAUGGUAUAAAAAGGUAAGAAUUUUUAUUCUUAGCUUGAAGAAUGUUAAUUACUGUUUUUCAACUCCCAUAGACAUGACGAAUCAUAUAUAUGGCAUGAGCUUUUAUUAUGCCUUUAUUUAAUUUCAAAAUCUAACUGUUUAAGGACAAAAAUCAACUGGUCUAAUUUCCAAUUUUGUGUUUUUUAAAGGCCACUGAAAUUAUUUUAGUUUAAGAUAAACUGUUGAUGUUAAAAGAUUAGUUUAAGAAAAAAGGAAUCCAUUAGUCUUAUCAGUAAAUCAUUCUGCUCCAAACAUCUCUUCUUGUGUAGUCUGAAAAGUUAAUAAUAUUGAUACUCUUGAGUAUCAAGCACUGCAUUCCUUCCUUUCUAGUGGAAAAACUCAGCUGUGUCCAAAGCCACAAGGUGUGCUAACCAGCAUGGUUUGUAUGGAAAGCCAUAACAUGGCUUUCUAUAGGUGUACAAAAUAGAAAUGUACUGUUGACUACAUGAUAUUAUGUAAUUAAUAAGAAAGUAAUCUGUUCCCAAAACUAUUAACACUAAUCUCCAAAGGAAGGAGGAAAAGCUUUGGUAAUAUUUAGAAUAUUGAAGUUAAAAUCUACAGAGAUCAAAUAAUAUUAGGCCAAAUUAAUUCAUAAGGAAGGGUGUGGGGGAGUCUGGUGAUUAACUCAGCAUGAAUACAUUGCUUGGUCAUGGUUUUGUAAAACUGGGAAUUAAAAUAGAAUCAUUAAUAAGUAAUUCUGUAUUUUAAGUUUACCUUACACAAAUUUCCUUGGAUUAAAAUGAUUCUGGAUUGAGGCCUAAGUGUAUGUGAUAUGUAUAAUCUUUUUUAAAAUAGUCAUUUUAAAAUUUGUUUUACAUACUAUUGCAUAUUCUAGCAAUGUAUUGUCAUUGUAAUAUAAAGUUGCUGAGAACUCGCUUCAUAUAAAAAUUGUACUUAGAAUGAGGCUUUUAAAUGCAGCAUAAUAUUAGCUCUGUAGUCGCUCCUAAUACGCAGAUGUGAAAGGUACAACAGACCUGAUUCCUCACAGUGCUUCUGCUGGGUAAGCACAUUGAAUAAUGGAGUGGUAAACCAGGAUUGGAGUAUACUAUUUUUUUUUUGUAGUAAGCAGGUAAGUCACCACACUAUGUAAGUUAAAUGCAUUUGAUGUAACAACUGAAAAAAUCAUAAUUUCAGAAAAUGUAAUCUUAGGUAUAGAUUACCUUUAGUAACUCAGUCCAGCAAAGAUCUAGAUAGAAUUAAUAGUCUUUUACAGGACAAGUUCCUAACUAUAAACUCCACCACUGUCAAUGGGAGAGCCUGAUUUGACAAGUGGCAUCUAAUUUUGCACCUGGAAAAAACUUCAGACUCAGUUUUGCCACACAGUUGUACAUUAUAGCAUUUGAACAUCCAGCUACACUGUGGGUGCAAUCAGUGAGCUGUGAAAUGCUGUGACACACAGUUAUUACAUGGUGCAGAUUGGAUCUACAGUCACCUUCAGGCACAAAUCUGGGACUCUGCCCCUGAGGCCCUUUUAAAACCAAGGUCUGAAUCUUUCACUAGCAGAGGAUUGCUGAGUCUUGUAUUGAGAAUGGGCAGCAACAGCAGGCUGCUCCGUUCGGCUUCGGAGGAGGAAUGUUUUAUACAUUUCCUAUCAGUGAUUAUAAUUAACUGCUAUUCAGGUUUCCUCUGAAUAACUCAGGUGGUGACAGUCUGAUGAUAAGCACUGUCCAGGUCAGGCACUAAUUAAUAAAAUGCCUGGCUGCUUCUCACUCAUUUUUAAAUGUCCUUCAUUUGGCACUUCAUUCCAUUUGCUGAAGAGCAGUCAACAAAAGAGUUAAGCUUGAAUUUCCUUAUUUGUCCAUGGUUACCCCAGUUAAUUGCUCCAGUCCCGUAUUCUGUUCCACUGAUGCCCUUCUGGAAUGUUCACCACUUAAGAGCCUACUUCUCACUGAAAGUCAGCGGAACUUAAAGUAAACUUUCAAAAGUGCCCAAGUCACCAAGGGUCCUGAGUCCCACUGAUUUUCAUUGAGACGUAGGCUCCUAUAGUACUUUUGAAAAUGGGACUUAGGAGCCAAAUUCACAUAGGCACUUCUGAAAAUUUUCUUUUAGGACUGUCUCAUUCACAGUUCUUAAACUGGUUGGAAUGUUAGGUCACUCUUGACCACUAGCGUGGGUUGCAUCUAUCUUACAUGCAGUUGCGACAGGCAGUAGUCUGCAAGGGAAAGUAGAAAGUGCUCUCUUCUACAUCAGUAUCUGCACAGUGUUUAAAUCACAGGUAAGUCAGCAGAGGAGAGGGGUAUACAUUGCCUUUUUCCUGUAGCCUGUGAUUCUAAUGUUGCCGAGUUUCAUAGCUUGGAAUACAAUUUAAGAGGCCUAUAUGCAAAGCUGACCCCAUAAGCUUUACUGUGUAGCUGCUAUGUCUAUUCUGUUGUAUCUUUAAGAACAAGGGAGAAAGUGUUGUUUUGUAGCUUGGAUUUCUGGCUCAGAGUUCUGAGGAAGUCUCUUCCCAUUAGCGACAGACAAAAGAAGCACAGUCUGGUGUGUUCCCUUCCUGCAGUAAUCCUUGGAGCUAGUUGAUUUGAUUCUAAUGUGUGCUUUAGAAAUUACUCCUAGCACCAAGAGGUUCAAAUACCAAAUCUCCCAGAUAAUUGACUGGCCCAUUAGUUUGAAUGGCAGUUAUUGUCUGUCAGUCAUCUUAUAUUAAAGCUAUUGUAUGUGCUGGGGUAUAAAAAAUUUUUUAAAAGUUGCCUGUGCCUUGUCAGAUGUAGGUCCCACACCAUCACUGUGCUAAACUGCUUGUGUCCAGUAGCAGUAUAAAUAGUUGUAAAGGGCCAUUCUCUUAGCUAACAGAAAAGUUGUGCAUCCUGCCAUUACAUUAUCUCUGUGCCAGUUCUAGCUCUCUGUGUUCUUCUUUUAACAUGCAUUCAGUAGUUGGAACAGGGUAACCGUAUUCCUGGGCAUUGUGCCGUUCAGAUAGAGAGUGUCUCCUGUGUACGUGUAGCUUGUUGCCCAAGUGAUUCCUGUCAGAUGAGUACACAAUCCAGCCUGCACCAAAAAAGGCAAUUUAGUGCCUGUGUAGGUGGUUUCUAAUUUGCUGUCAUGCAGCCAGCAGGAGUUAAUUACAUGAUUCCAGCAAUCAUCAUGGCUCUCAUUUAAUGUUCUGUCAGUCCUGCUGCCAAGAGUUGCACUGGAGUUAAAUACCUUUUGCUUUUGAGAUUCUCUGUCAAGGAGCUUAGGGGGCACAAGCUAUUUCCGCAUCCCAGUACAUAACUGAAUGGGUUUUUUUAAGCUAUGGAAUCUUUACAGCAGGAGGUUUGCAGGCACUUUCUGGCACCACAUUCUAAUGGCCUUGAAUUAACCUUUUAAAAAGCUUUAAGAAAAUGGUGAAUUUUGAUGGCGAACUUUAUCAUUCAGGCGGCAGGGACUAUUGCUCCCAUUGCUGGCUGUCUGCACGCUGUGGAGAGGAAAGGGAUCCUUUCUCUUGUGGCACUUGCCUUCUAGCAGAAGGGUGAUCUGUAAAGUGUCUUACUCAUAAAAAGGUUAUAGUCUCUAACCACAGGAGGAUCUGAAUUAGGUAAAGGCCUAUAACACACGAAAAACCACUGUGAGUCUGCGGUUUUCCCAGCAACCACUGAGUGAAAAAUUCCUUGACCGUAAUUCCCCUCUUGGGCAGGACAGAAGAACGGGGCACCAGCACAAAGAUUUCCAAAGGGCUAGGAAGAAACCUUUCCCUAUGGGCUGGCUGUUCUGUAAUGGUGCAUUCGUUUCUUAUGCGUUCUGAAGUAUGUGGCACUAGCCACUGCCUGAGACUAGAUGGAGUACUGAUCUGGUGCAGUCUCGCAAUUCCUGUGGACAAGGAGAACCACAUAUGGGACCGAGUCCUGCAGCCGUCAUUGUACCUUGUCAUCCACAAGUCUCCUGAUGUGGAGGCAGGGUGAGCAUAUGCUCCCCUCACCUACUUGUAUCUUUCAUGGAGCGGUGAAGUCUGGAGGAACUUCUCCAGAAUGUCUGUUACUUCACUUCAGGCAGUGACACUUUGAAUUAAUUUCCCAGACCUGAAGAAGAGGUAUGUGUAAGCUCGAAAACUUGUCUCUUUCACUAACAGAAAUUGGUCAAAUAAAAGAUAUUACUUCACCCACUUUGUCUCUUUAACUUCAGGCACUGAUGGAUUCAAACUUAGUCCUCAAGUGGUAUCUGGAGUCCUUGGUGACCACUCUAGCAAAAGUGAUCUUCCCUCUGGGGAACUGGCUUUGCCUCCAUGUACCCAUACAUAACGGAAGGGUGGGAUUGUUUCUGUGGCAGCUCCUGCCUUGUAUACUACUACUUGGAAUUCUGCUAGACAGCAGCCUGCACUAAAUGCAGAUUAAUCAGGCUUCUUCUGUUGAGGAAAGAAACCCUAAAAUUUCAGACUGGUUCCAGUGAGGUCUCAGAGGCAGCUCAUGCAGAGAAAUCCAAUAUGUGUGGCUGAGCUGAACAGCUCAAGGGCAAAGAACACUGACUUUCUUGGAUACGUGAUGAUGUGCAAACACAAGGUAAGUGUUGGUGUUUCCAGGCAGGAGAGGACCUGUGUCUGACAUCAGGAGAUUGAAAACUACCCACCUUCAGGACUCAAAUGAAGACUGUUGAUAUGUGCAGUCCUUUUGCCUUAAACAUCCAGUAGCUGCAGCUUUAGUAUUCAGAGGGUACCUAUUCUUCUUUAAUUUCAUCAUUGAAUAAAUCUCUUGGAAAAACAUGUUUACCAUCUCUAAUGGGUGCAGAUGGUUUGUCUGUUAACUGCCCAGUGAUUUCAUUUUUCUACUCUUUUAGCAAAUCUAGUUCGUUGUGAAACUGAUCUCUGUAAUAAAGUGGAAAUUUUAUUAUAGCCAUUUCAGACCAAUUCUCAGGAGAAACUCUUGCUGUCUGCCACACGGAUGUCCAUGCCCAAAGAUUGUGGCAUCUGUUUUCAUCCUUAGUUUCUUGACAGAUCACAUUUUGGAGGGUAACCAUCAAGUCUGGUAAGUUAAUUGACACUGUGUUGGCAUAUGCCAGAAAUCUGAUCAGGAAUGUUCUCUGCCAUUGUUCUGUUACUUAUCCACACCUGUUAAUGCUUCAUACCUUGGUAUAUCUCAGCUCAGUGCACAGGUUCAUUAAUGCCCAUGAAAACCCUCCUUCCCUCUCCUCCCCCCCAGCAGUGGAACAGGAGCACUUCAGCGUACAGGUAAGAGGUUCUCUUUGUAACUGAUUCUUAGUGGAAAGCAGAAGCAGGUGUGAAGGUUGAGAAUGUCCAUCCUUAUGAUCCGGGUUUUUUUUGCUAAGAGUGGGUGCUGUCUGCUACUAUGUGACACUGUGCAGUGUUUUGCAAAAAUGUAGCUGCAUCAGCUCUAAGAGGCCAGCUCAUAUCAGCAGAUGUUUAAAUUUAGUGACUGCAUGAUCUAGUCAGAUAAAAUCCUUAUCUUGGGAGUCUGACUAGAAUAGGAAUCUCCAUGGCCAAAAUCUAUUCUGGAUUGUUUUAUCCUGUUGAAUUUAGUGUCCUGCUCUUUACAUUUUAGUACCAUAUAUUGUGAGGCAUAGGGAGGGUAAUUUAAUGGUUAAGUAUAUUUAAAAAAAAAUGAACAGUCCAAAAGGAGUCUGCAGAAAAAUUGGCAAAGUCUGAAGGCCUUUUCUCAGCCAUGGAAUUCUGAGCCACCUUAUUAUGAAUGGCCCAACUAUCAAGGAGAUUUGUCAGAAACAAAGCAUCUGAAAUAUGUAACUGCAGAGCCACAUAUCAAUCACAUUAUCUAAUACCCAACCUCAAUGCCUGUGGCAAUUUGACUGUUAUAGGUGCAAUCCUCUGUCUGUUGUGAUGAAGCUUAAGAACAUUCAGGUGUUUCAUGAUUGGGCUAGAAGCAUAGGCACCAAAUCUAUGGGUGCUCUGGGGCUGGAGCCCCAUGGGGAAAAAUUGCUGGGUGCUCUGCAUCCAUUCACAGCCCCUCCCCCCAGCUCACCUCUGCUGAGUCCUGCUUCUCCCCCCUCCCUCCCAGCAUGUGCACUGUGAAACAGCUAUGGCAGUGAGGCGGGGGGGGGGGGAGGAGGCAGCAUAAGCACCCACUGGUGCCAAGGGAAGUUGGUGCUUGUGGCUAGAAGUGGGGGUGAGGUGGUGAAAACAGCUGGGCUGAUGUCUCUGCAGGAAGAUGCAAACCCAGCUGCUGCAAACUAGCUGAAAUGAGUCACCUUUUUUAAAAUACUGUGUGGACAUGGGAGAAAAGGGCCCCAUCCCUGCCCCAUCUAGCAUGGUUCUGUUACUUUUGAGUUCUUAGCAUUUCUGAUGGAUGCAGCUUCUAGCUGCACGUUCAGCCACUUACAGAAAGCAGCAGGUUCCCUUUCAGCAUUAGAAUGAACUGAGGGCAGGAAGAGGCACUCAGCCUCCCUUCUCCACCCUUGAGGGGCGAGGCAUAUUAGCAGGAAGCUGGAGGGAGGCCUGCACUGCCUCUGCUAUAAAUGUUGUAAAAACAGGGAUUCCGCCUCCAUGGCUGCAAAUCUGGUAUCUUUCACCAGAACUAUUUCUACACCACCCACCCGUAUAAUGUGUCAGUAUUUGUCAGUGCCUCAACUCAAGACUUAAAAGUAGCCAGGGUAGUGAGGCCAAAGACUUCUGGGUACAUCAUUACAGCAGAUUAGAUGACAGAGCUGGAAGCAUGCUUUACGGUUGAGCACACAGGGCCAGAAUGGAAAGCUUUCAGAAGUCAGCGUGUGAGAUCCAAUGAGAAGAUGAAAUUCCCCACUCUGUUCUAUGCACUGUUUCCAUAUCAAAAUUCAGCUUCAUGGUAAGUACAGUAGAACUCUGUUAAUGUAGAUAGUGCUCAGGCGUGGGCACUGUGCUGAUACUCUGAACUCUUGCCUUAGAGCCUGCCUGUAAAGCAGGGGGGCUACUGUUGUAACAAACUACAAUUGCAUGGUGUGAGGCACACUAACAAAUAGUGACAAAACUUCAUCUGAUCAGUACUGAAUGGAAUGUCAAAAUAUUCCUGGCUAAUUCUCUAAAACAACAAGGAAGUUAGAGAUAAACCAAUACCAUAAUGAACAGAGUAAAGGACAAGCUGAUUUUCAGCUUCACUGCUCAGAAUCGCCAUGAAUUAGUUGGUUAAACAAUGCAGGGAAAUUUCAUAUGAGCACUGUGCCUGGUUAGUGCUGACUUUUCUGUUCUCAAAAGCACAAGCUUGUGUAAGCAUAAGCAAUACAGAAUUACUCAGGGCCACACAGUGUCAGCUUUGCAGUGGACAACAACUGCAUCUUAGAUAACAGGCACAAUUAGGAGGAACAGAGCACUGAUUAAACCUGCAACACUGUAUUACUGAAUGAAGGGCUGCAGAGUGGACAGAGGUAGCCAGCCUAGCACUUUUAAUCUAAUGCUGUUUGCAGGUGCAAAAUUUCAUCUUGGAAAAACCCACAUUAAUCUUGCAUCUUGAUAAGGUAUUCUAUAAACUGAUCUCAAAAGUAGAAUUUAACCAACGUAUGUUGCUUAUUCAACAUUUCUUGCAUGUGACACAAAGCAAAAUAAUGCAUGGGGUAUUCAGACCUGUGCUGCUUUUAAAAAGUGGGAGUUCACAGUGAGAAUGAACACUGUUACAACUCUUUCUAGUGAUUAUUUCUGUGCAUCUGAGCACCAUGAUAAAGGUUGGUGUAGAUUUCUAAUGACAUCUAUUGUCUAGGAAAAAUACUUACCAAUUUAAAGGCAGGAGAUAUAGCACAUACAGAGCACACUCUGGGCAAUGCAUGUUUAAGGUGGUAAAUUUGCCCUCAAAGCAAUUCAGAACAGCUGCAGAAAAAAUUGAUGUUUUGUCCAGUUAUCUGCCCUGGUGGGGACAGAGAUAUCUUCUAACACCUGGUUAGAAAACUAACUAGUGGAAAACAGGAAAGUCCUUAAGGACAAAUAGUUUAAACUAUUGCCCUGCUGAAAAGGAAAGGCGACGCUAACUCAGUGUUACCUGCUUCCAAAAGUACAGUGUCAGAUUUGUGAUCCUCUGCCGAAUCAAUAUUUGACCAAACAAAUUCUCCUGCUGCAUGAAGAUGAUGGAUUCCAGCAAACCUAGGCAGAGACCAAACUCUGGUCCCUUGACCCUUUAGCAAGAGAGAGAAAUAUCUGAUUUCCACCUAGAACAGAAUUUUUAGGAUGCCCAGGAACAUUCACAUUCUAAACAGGAAUUCUGAUCCUGGCAGUGGGUUGAAUUUUCAAAAGCACCCAAGUAACUGACAGGUAUGGGUGUACCAUAGCCUUUUAACUUAGUAGACUAGUUAUAGAAGAAGGAGACCAAGUUUUUCAAAAGUGGCCAAUGUUUCAGGUGCCCAGCUUGAAACAGCUUGGAGAGCAGGUCUCAAGGUGAGCAAUCAAAAUCGCUAGUACCUUUCAGCAGUCUUGGCUGCACUGUCCAAAGCAUGGCAUGAACUGUCAGUUACAAUUCUACCUGCAGGAUCUUUGACUGGUGAAGAUUUAGGAGGCAGAAACCCAGCUGGAGUUGUUACACUGAGCAAAUUCAGGAUUUGUAAGUCAGAAAAAUUCUGAAAGUGCAGUUGUGAUUUUAGUCAAACAUGACGACUCCAUUUACAGGAUGUAAGAGAGAGAUGGAGAGAGAGCUUUAAACCAGCAUUUCAUGCUCAGGCAGGCCCCACUUUCUCUCCAUUUUAUGGUUUGGAAACCUCUUUGAUUUAGCUGCAUGUCAGAGGAAUCCGACAACUCUGUAUUGAUUGCUUUUUCCUUUAAAUUCAUUUGCUAAACUCACUGCUCCUGUUUCCUAAGGAGUGAGUUGCACUAGAGAAUCCAUGGCUUAGAGAGGCACAGAAGCCAGUUCAGAAUAACAGAACCUAAGUCACUCACUCAGUUUGGUCAUGCUCAUGUUCAGAACUGAACUAAAUGAAAAUGUGCUUUGUGGGGGGAGGAGAGCAGCUGUCUGGAGGUGGUGCCACUAUGACCCCACCCUACUCUGGCAGUCUCCAGUAAAUGGGGGUUUGUACAGGAUUAUUUUGCCUCGAGGUAGGAGCUAGUCUCUAGUGCUUAUAGGGAGGUUCCAGUUCUCUCCCUUUAGCCAUCGUGUAAACAGUCUGCACACAUACUGGAGAGCGAGAAUGUAACCCUAUAAAUCACUUCUUGUGUACUUUUCUUUCUAGACUUCAAUGACUUUGUUUUUCUUUGCGGAUCAGGAUAGUAAACAAAAGAUCUAUUCUCUAACUCUCCUUUUCAGCCACAGAGAGCUGACCUUUGGCUGACAGAUGCACUUAUUCAUGCACCGAGGCUAGAGCAUUUAUUUUUACACUAAGAUUGUAUCUAACAUUGAUUAGAAAGAUCUAAACUUGUGCUAUUCAGUCCCUGAACACAUCCAGUAACUUGCACGAUAGGUAACACUGGACAAGUCCAUCUGUUUUUCAGUAACUUGCUCUAUUAAAAGAAAUUGCUGAGAGAGAAACUUCUGAAUAAAGUACAUGAGAUCCCCGUGGCUUAACUACAGAAUGCAUUACAGAAUAAAAGAUUUCUCCUAGUUUAUGUAAAGAACACUCUGAUGUUGAAACUUUUCCUGAAUAUUACAUUGUAAAUAGUGUAAUUUGAAGUAGGAAGUAACUUGGCAAUAACUUUAGUUGUGUAUAUUGUAAAAAGUGUAAUGUGAAUACUCCAAAUGGUGUUUUCAUUUGGGGGCAGAGUAACUGCACACUGAAUUUAAAAGUAGGGUCUGUUUACUGGCAGCAUCUAUAAAGCAACCUGCAAAGGCAAAGUAAAUAGAAUGCUGUUUGUAUGUUAAGUUGCCUCAUUACCUGUGAUGCUGUAUCUACAAUACUUGAUUUCAGCUGGCUUCUCUGUGUUGUGGUUUGUAUGCCAGCUGCUGUUAACUGCAGAGAGCAGUGAUAUUUGCACUGUAACCCUGGUUCACCUGCCACUGAAUGUAACCUGGCACUGCUUCAUUCUUGGUAUGUAAAGCCCUCACAUGUUUCAUUUGCUCCCAACAAAGUACAAUAAA
Messenger RNA from Gopherus evgoodei (Goodes thornscrub tortoise), 13129 nucleotides. It is a transcript of the gene STRBP, whose product is annotated as spermatid perinuclear RNA binding protein. Gene Ontology annotation, cellular component: precatalytic spliceosome. Gene Ontology annotation, molecular function: double-stranded RNA binding; single-stranded RNA binding. Bases 255 to 2288 code for a protein of 677 amino acids. The record is from RefSeq and is a predicted model, not a curated record. The transcript is spliced from 18 exons. Lineage: Eukaryota; Metazoa; Chordata; Testudines; Testudinidae.